Momordica charantia (bitter melon) is the source of this 1010-nucleotide messenger RNA. RefSeq names its product thioredoxin-like protein YLS8. The record is from RefSeq and is a predicted model, not a curated record. Lineage: Eukaryota; Viridiplantae; Streptophyta; Magnoliopsida; Cucurbitales; Cucurbitaceae. Gene Ontology annotation, biological process: mRNA splicing, via spliceosome. Gene Ontology annotation, cellular component: spliceosomal complex; U4/U6 x U5 tri-snRNP complex; U5 snRNP.
UUUACGCUUCUCACUUUUCUCCAUCCCCUUCUCUCUCCUACUUUUUCAAUCUCCAACCCUCAAUUUCUCUCUCUCAACUCCGGCACCGCCCUAGCCACACCAAACCGCCGGCGACAGUCGCGAACGACGGCGACGGUGCAGUAGCAACCCCAAGCAGCAUCGGCGUUGGCGAGACCCACAACGAUUGAACCGCUCAAAUUCGCGCCCCAUACAUCUAAUGGCUGCUUGAAAAAAGGAUGAAUCAUCUUUGAUCUGGAAUUCAAGUAAAGAUUGAAUUGAAGAAACCCUCGAAGCCCAUUUUUCCCAAUUGAACUUCCUCUUCUUCUUUGUGUUGAUUCUUCUGCGUGAGAUUGUGUGAUUGUAUUUAGAGAGAGAAGGUGAGAACCAGAGAUGUCGUACUUGCUGCCGCAUCUUCACUCAGGUUGGGCCGUUGAUCAAGCAAUUCUCGCUGAAGAGGAACGGCUUGUGGUUAUUCGAUUCGGCCAUGACUGGGACGAGACCUGUAUGCAGAUGGAUGAAGUGUUGGCCUCAGUUGCAGAGACAAUUAAGAACUUUGCGGUAAUAUACCUUGUGGAUAUCACGGAGGUUCCUGAUUUCAACACGAUGUACGAACUUUAUGAUCCUUCCACUGUCAUGUUCUUCUUUAGGAACAAGCACAUAAUGAUUGAUCUCGGUACUGGAAACAACAAUAAGAUAAACUGGGCGCUCAAGGAUAAGCAGGAGUUCAUUGAUAUCAUCGAAACGGUCUACCGUGGAGCAAGGAAAGGACGUGGUUUAGUCAUUGCACCCAAGGACUAUUCAACCAAAUAUCGCUACUAAGAUGUUGUGCAAGUUCUUGUUGAUGUCUCAGAAAUAUGUACUAUAUAACAUUAAAGUCAGUUUUCGAUGUCGGUUUUUGUUACGACUUCUCAAAACAUUGAAUCAUUGAUGAACCUCUGAAGAGGGUAUAUAACUGUUUCUGAAGUGGUCAUUUUAUUAUGGCAUAAGGUUGAAUAAGCUGUUUCCUUGUC